AUGUCGACCGAGGGCAAGACUAUUACGUGCAAGGCAGCGAUUGCGUGGGAGGCCAACAAGCCUCUGAGUGUGGAAGAUGUGCAUGUGGCGCCGCCGCGUGCCGGUGAAGUCCGUGUGCGUGUGACAUUCACUGGUCUUUGCCACACGGAUGUGUACACGCUCUCUGGCAGCGACCCGGAAGGCGCCUUCCCUGCGGUUCUCGGGCACGAGGGAGCGGGUAUCGUUGAGUCGGUGGGCGAGGGUGUCGUGGACGUCAAGGCGGGCGACAAUGUCAUUCUUUUGUACACGGCCGAGUGCCGCAAGUGCAAGUUCUGCACGUCAGGCAAGACCAACCUGUGUCAGGCUGUGCGUGCGACGCAGGGACGCGGUGUGAUGCCCGACGGUACGAAGCGCUUCACCUCGGCGCGCACGGGCGACGAGCUGUUCCACUUUAUGGGCACCUCGACAUUCAGUCAGUACACGGUCGUCUCGCAGUACUCGCUCGUGGCCGUCGACCCCAAGGCGCCCAUGGACCGUACGUGUCUGCUUGGCUGUGGUGUGACGACCGGCUACGGUGCAGCUGUGUACACUGCGAAGAUUGAGCCGCAAUCGACCGUGGCUGUGUGGGGUGUUGGCUGUGUCGGUUUGGCAGUGAUCAACGGUGCGAAGGAGCGCGGUGCGAAGCGGAUCAUUGCGAUCGAUACCAACCCACGCAAGAAGGCUUGGGCCGAGAAGUUCGGUGCGACGGACUUUGUCAACCCGACAGAGAUUCCCUCCGUGGAGAGUGGCGAUCCCAUGGUGCAGUACCUCGUCGACAUGACCGAUGGUGGUCUGGACUACACAUUUGACUGCACGGGCAAUGUCAAGGUGAUGCGUACGGCGCUAGAGGCGUGCCACAAGGGUUGGGGUGUCUCGACGAUCAUCGGUGUGGCCAAGGCAGGUGAGGAAAUCAACACGCGCCCCUUCCAGCUGGUCACGGGCCGCCGCUGGCAAGGCUCAGCGUUCGGUGGUGUGAAGGGUCGUACGCAGCUUCCUGGCAUCGUGCAGCGGUACUUGGAGGGCGACUUUGUGGUCGACGACUACGUGACGCACCGCGCGACCCUGGGGAACAUCAACGAUGGUCUGAAGUACAUGCACGACGGCGAUUGUAUUCGCUGCGUGGUGGAUUUGGCCUAG
Malassezia pachydermatis is the source of this 1155-nucleotide messenger RNA. Its product is annotated as s- glutathione dehydrogenase. Gene Ontology annotation, biological process: formaldehyde catabolic process. The record is from RefSeq and is a predicted model, not a curated record. Gene Ontology annotation, cellular component: cytosol. The transcript has a single exon. The coding region runs from base 1 to 1155 and encodes 384 amino acids. Gene Ontology annotation, molecular function: S-(hydroxymethyl)glutathione dehydrogenase [NAD(P)+] activity; zinc ion binding. NCBI's taxonomy places the organism in Eukaryota, Fungi, Basidiomycota, Malasseziomycetes, Malasseziales, Malasseziaceae.